This is a messenger RNA of Siniperca chuatsi (mandarin fish), 1018 nucleotides long. RefSeq names its product chemokine (C-C motif) ligand 25b (gene ccl25b). Lineage: Eukaryota; Metazoa; Chordata; Actinopteri; Centrarchiformes; Sinipercidae. The transcript is spliced from 4 exons. The record is from RefSeq and is a predicted model, not a curated record. Gene Ontology annotation, molecular function: CCR chemokine receptor binding; chemokine activity. Gene Ontology annotation, biological process: lymphocyte chemotaxis; positive regulation of GTPase activity; positive regulation of ERK1 and ERK2 cascade. Bases 153 to 455 code for a protein of 100 amino acids. Gene Ontology annotation, cellular component: extracellular region.
AGGAUAGAGUUUAUGUCGGGGGAGGGCACAUUUCAUGAGUGCAUAUAAGAGUACAGAGCCACCACAAACACAAAGUUUUUCUCCCAGGACAUCUUGUGAAAUACUGACUGUGAGUAGCAAGCAACACAACAAGGACAACAGCAGCAACAGCCAUGAAGUUUCAAGCUCUUUUCUUUCUUCUGCUCCUCACCUGCAUGUACCUGAGUCUGGCGCAAGGCUCUUAUGGCAACUGCUGCCUUGGCUAUGUUCAAGGGAUGAAAGCAAAUGCAAAGAAAAACAUUGAAAGUUACAGGAUGCAGGAAACAGAUGGUGAUUGCAACAUCAGAGCUGUUGUGUUUCUGAUGAAGAAGAGGCCUUCACAUAAAAAACAACGGACUGUCUGCGCCAAUCCAAGCACUGGUUGGGUCCGGGACCUGAUUGAGACUGUGAAUAUGAGGAUGUCAAAGCAGAAUUAGGUUACAGUUACACAACAUACUCUCACUUUAAUGCCUUUCAGAGACAACUCAGUAACUGUGUAAAUUCUUCAUCAUAAAACGUUUGUCUCUGUAUACCACUAAAAGGAGACAAACAAGAGAAGAAUGGGAGAGAGGAGAGCAGCUGUUUCACCUCCCUGUCAGGCAUCAUGUAUCAUCUUAUCAUCAUUAUGUUUCAGCCGAUUUUGUAUUUCCUGUUGCUGACAGAGAAUGUAAAUGUACACAGUUCACUAUUAGACAAAUAUACCAUUUCAUCAAUGUUACAGACAAUAUAGCCAGAUUCAUUUAAAUGAGCCACUGCUAUGAUACUGUUCACUUCUUGAGCUAUGCAGAGCCUGCUAGGAAUGAGCCACUGUUUGGCAGCUUUGAAAGAUAUUUGCAGAUUGUGUUUGUACGUGUUUGUGUUGUGUAUAAGUGCGUGUGAUGUAUAUGUAAAAAAUGCUUUGGCUGAGAGUUUUUUAUAUAUGACAGAUUUCCAUAUUUUUAUAUCACCAUUGUAACUGUACUUUGUGUUUUCCCGUAUCAAAUAAAGUUGUAAAUACAAA